UCUCUAUCUAACUUUCCUAACAAUUUGACAUCACAAAGCAUAUGCAGCUGUUCAGCAAAUCCAAUAAGAGUGUGUUACACACACUCUUUAAGAUUUAUACUCUCUUAUGGACACAUUCUUGUGGUCAAAAUAAGAUUCCAGAUGUUCAUGUGACCUGCAUAUACUCUGAAGACUGUAUCCUGCCCUGUACCUUCCCUCCAUCUACGGAAGAGGUUGUUUUUCAAUGGUACAAACAGGGAACACUCAUAUACAGUCUCCUGGAGAAUGGAGAUGAAUCAGUUAACAACAUUUCAGUGUUUACUGAUGAAGUGUCACAUGGCAAUGCCUCCCUGCAUUUGCAGUUCAGCAGUGUAAAAAGCAGAGGUCGCUAUAAAUGUGUGGUUAAUACCACCAAGGCUAUCCUGGAGUCUCAUGUCAUAGUCAAGAUUGAAGCUCCUAUCCAUGGGAUUGCAAUUGGGGUCAGUCCCACUGAGCAUUUGCAUUGCUCUUCAACUGGUGUGUACCCUGCCCCUCUGCUUAUUUGGUCUACCGAGCCAAGAUCUGCUUCUACUUCCUUGCAAGCUGUCACUCGAAUGAGAGCAGAUUCAAAUGACCUGUAUAGUAUAGAUAGUACUCUAAAGAAAAUGUGCACAAACUCAAAUCUUACCUACAUCUGCAGUAUCACAUCAAAAUACAGCUCACAAUCGUGGAAAGCUUCACUGCUUCAGACAGAAAUGUCUUUAAAUAAUGGUCAAAACCUGGUUAUUCCAUGCAUGGCUCCCAAGAAUCUUAAAAACUUCACUCUCACAUGGACGUUCUUGAGUAUGAACACUCAGACAGACAUCCUGACCUAUUACAGUCAAACUCAAAGGAUCAAAAACCACUGGGAUGACCAGGCAGAAUUGGAUCUGAACAAGGCUCUGAUGGGAGAUGGAUCACUUUACUUAAACAAUUUAGGUUCUAAGCCUUCUAGGACAUAUGCCUGUACAUUUACAGGUUCCCAGGUCAAACACAUAGUCCAAACCUUAGUCAAAGCCAAUGCCUCCAAAGCAGUUUUGCAGACAGGUAAUAGUGGGUCCAAGCUGUGGGUACUGGCUAUUAUAGUAGCUGCUCUAGUUCUCCUCUGUGUCAGUUUCUACAUAUACAGAAAAUGUCAAGUAGGUAAGUCUAAAGAUUCUUGGCAAGACCACCAAGAUGACACAGAGAUGCAGGCUAUGCAUAGAGUCAAUUCAGUGGAGGAGCUACAAGCAGAAUGCAAACCACAUGCAGAGCACAAUAAAGACGACUCCUUAGCUAGAGAAAAGGGCAAAUCUAAUAUAAUGUAGUGGCAUGCAUUUUGUGCAGUACUCUCUAUGUGCACUGUAGUACUGUAUAGGGUGAAAAUCUGAGUAAAUAAUAUUUCACAGACAAUUACAUAGUUUCUGGUGGUGGUGUGUGUGUGGGGUGGGGGGUGCUUCUUAUAUUUAUACCAUGAAAGGAAAUAUAUGUAGAAGUAGUUUAUUUUGUAACAUUAUUGCUUUUUCAAUUGUGAGUUAUAGCAGAUACAAAUAAUAAAGGCCCACUCUAAGGCCCAUCUAUUGCCUCACAACACAGAACUUGAUUACUGCUUUACUGGGACAGAAGGUAGAUUGCAUUGAUAAAGAGGGAGUGUAAAAAAGGGUAUUAUGGUCUAAUCUAGCACCAUACAUAUUGCUAAUCAUUGCAAGUUGUCUAUAAGUGAAAAACAGCCUUGUGUUACUUUAUCUAAAUUUGUUUUAAAUAAUUCCCAUUAUCAACAACAAGAAGGUUGUUCGCACUGGACAUCUUGUUUACUUAGUUUACUUUAGGUUAAGUGCAGAGGAAAGCUAACUAUGUUAUAGUCAACCCAUAUAAAUUGUGUGUAUAAGUUUUAAUCAGUUUGCAUUCAUUUGGGCUAUUAUGCCCCGUAUAAUUUGUGUUAAUGAAACAAUCAUUUGAUCAUAACUGCCUGUGGACAUUAGCUAGAUAUACAGAUAAAUGGAUGGAGGAGAGAAGCAGAGGGAAAUUAUGUAAUGACUGCAGAUAUAAAAGUGAUUUUUUGAAAUAAAUUUCUUAUAAAUGUAAUUAAAAUUAAAGGGAAGCUAACACAUGAACACUUCAAAAACCCCAAUUUUCAAACCAGCUCUAUGCCUAUGCAAAUGUAUUUGAUUU
Molecule: messenger RNA, 2148 nt
Organism: Hemibagrus wyckioides
Lineage: Eukaryota; Metazoa; Chordata; Actinopteri; Siluriformes; Bagridae
Product: V-set domain-containing T-cell activation inhibitor 1-like
Exons: 7
Coding region: 42-1304 (420 amino acids)
Biological process (GO): T cell costimulation; immune response; positive regulation of T cell proliferation
Cellular component (GO): external side of plasma membrane
Source: RefSeq, a predicted model, not a curated record